AUGGACAAAAGUAAAGAAGAAAGAUACCAACAGGCACUCCAGGAAAUGGACAAGCGUCUAUCCGGAAUAGCCAAAGAAGUAAAAGAAAUCAAGGAAACGAUACGGGACCUCUUGGGAUAUAGAGAGGUGGAACCCACGAAGGGACACGGACACGGUCAGGAGCCGCAGGCGUCACCGCAGACGCCACAGCACGAGGUCGUACAGGCCGACAGGGAGGGGAGCUGGGACAACAACAACAUGACCUCCCCCAACCUUUACCAAACGUGCGAGCGGAUUAUAAGUCCAAGCUUCUCAGAUAUCUCACCGCCCAGCCCCAUGCCAACGACAAAAACAUCGACUGAAGCGUCCGGCGGCCCCGGCGGCCCUGGCGAAUCGGCUGCACCGGCGCUGCCGCCUGGGCAGGAGAACGGGUCGGCGGACGCGCGGGCCUGCACGCCGCGGGAGCGGCCAUCACGCACACCACCACCACCACCAACAACCCCCCCCAACACACCCACCCCUACCGAGCGCUCCAUACCCCCGCUGGAGAGACUGAGAAAGUUGCUGUCUCCACAUCUCCGCUGGCAUCCCUGCCCCGCAGCGGUAAAAGCAGCCGCAGAGGGAGUGACUGGGGAGACAGCGGAGGAGGAGAAGGCCAGCGAGGUGUCUUCCACCACGGAGUCAACACCUCGAAAAAGGAAGGGGAAAGGAAAUGCACAGGACGAGGGGAGCCGCAAGCGAAGCCUGAGCCUGAGUAGCUCGAGUAGCUCAGGCAGUAGCGGCAGCAGCGGCAGCAGCGGCAGCGGCAGAACCGGAAACAGCUCCAGCUCCGGUUCCAGUUCCAGCUCCUCAACAACAUCAUCUGGAGCAGCAACAGCUACGGAAGAAACAACAACAUUAAUGAAGACAAUGGACCAAAAUAUAAAGACAAACAACAAACAUAAGAUAUCAGAAAAACCUAACGUCCUUAGUGCUCCACAGAAAACAUGA
Molecule: messenger RNA, 969 nt
Organism: Cydia splendana
Lineage: Eukaryota; Metazoa; Arthropoda; Insecta; Lepidoptera; Tortricidae
Exons: 1
Coding region: 1-969 (322 amino acids)
Source: RefSeq, a predicted model, not a curated record